AUGUCUUCACACAUCCAGUACCGCCCAUCACAAGGGUUCUUCGCUCUGCCACGCGAGCUCCGCGACAUGAUCUACAUGUACACAUUCGUAUCCUCGCCCCGCUCAUUCACCGCAACCUGCAAAACAUCCCUCCUUGCCAAUCUUCCGCCUCUAUUGAAAACAAACCUCGCAAUCCAUUCCGAAGCAACACCCAUAUGGCUUGCCCACGCGACGACCACCGUCUCUAGCCCUGCUUCCUUGGUCUUCACAAUUACCUACCUCAAAAGUUGGCCAGCCUGCCAUAGGCUCUUCGAAUGCAUCACUUCUAUAUCCAUUACAUCAUUCCGCCAGGCCCAUCUGAACUCGUACUACACCUUCCUAUCCCGAUUCCCCAACCUCCAAAGCCUACACCUCUUCAUCCCCGCCCGCGCCCCCACAUCGUCCAGCUCCCACCAACUCUCCUCCGCCACCGUCAUCCAUGAUUAUGAGCUCGCCAACGUCGUAGCCAUUCCCUCGCUGAAGAGAUUGUGUAUCGAGUUCCCAGACGAGGAUUUCAGCGUGCUGCAGACGCUCCUAUAUCGUGCUAUGAGGUCAUGGUUCUGGGAGCAGUUCGGGACGAGAGGGAAAGAUGUGGAGAUUGAGUUUGGGGGUUUGGCAAGUUGGAUGAUGGAUGAUGAUAGCGAGGAAGGGGGAUGUUUGAUGUUUGAUUGA
Messenger RNA from Aaosphaeria arxii CBS 175.79, 690 nucleotides. RefSeq lists its product as uncharacterized. The record is from RefSeq and is a predicted model, not a curated record. The transcript has a single exon. Bases 1 to 690 code for a protein of 229 amino acids. Lineage: Eukaryota; Fungi; Ascomycota; Dothideomycetes; Pleosporales.